UUUGAAGAGAGGUCAUGGGAUUAGACGCUGUUCAUCUUUUGCUGCUUCUCUGCUGAUUCAUUUGUGCUUUGCUCCACAGAAGCACAGGUUCAUUUUAAUGUCUUUGAAGAUCUUCUUCAGUAAAAACGAGAGGUAUCUGUUCCUGCAAUCAUGGAAAUCACUCCUGCUUUAGUGCUGGAGCUGAACAGCACGCAUACAGGCGGAGUCAUGGAGGAGGCAGAGGCAGAUGUUUCUCCUGUUCCGACAGUCCUCUCUCCAUUGGGAUACUCCAUUCUGUCAUUUUGGAUGUUCCUCAUCACAGUGUUCUCUGUGUUCAAUAACUCACUGGUCAUCGUGGUCAUGGUGCGGAACCGUCAGCUCUUGUUCCCCAUGAACAUCCUCAUCCUCAGCCUGGCCAUCUCUGACCUGCUCAUGACCAUCUGUGGAUCAGCCAUUGCUUCAGUGACCAACUACUACGGGCAGUUCUUCAUGGCCAGAGAACUGUGCGUCUUUCAGGGAUUCACUGUCAAUUACUUUGGCCUGGUCUCCCUCUGCACACUAACCCUGCUAGCCUAUGAGCGAUACAACGUAGUUUGUAAACCCAUGGGCACCUUCAAGGUCACCAUCCGGCGCAGCAGUAAAGGUCUUCUGCUGGUUUGGCUCCACUGUCUGUUCUGGGCUGCAGCCCCGCUGCUGGGAUGGAGCUCUUAUGGGCCAGAAGGAGUUCAGACCUCCUGCUCCUUGGCCUGGGAGGAGAGGACCACAAGCAACUACAGCUACCUGGUCCCUUAUUGGUUCUUCUGUUUCCUGCUGCCCACCGGCAUUAUCAUAUACUGCUAUUACCACAUCCUGAUCUCCAUGAGGAAGCUCAACCUGAGUGUGGAGAACCAGGGCGGCAGGUCCCGCCAGCAUGAGGACAGGCGAGCUGCAUGCAUGGUGGCAGCCAUGAUUGGCUCUUUCUUUUUGUGCUGGAUGCCCUACGCCAUAGUCUCCAUAAUCGUCAUCAUCCUACCUGACCUGCACAUAGCCCCACUUCUUGCUUCUACCCCUGCCUUCUUAGCAAAGACCAGCCCGGUCUACAACCCAAUUAUCUUCUUCUUCGCCAAUAAACAGUUCCGGAACAGUGCUCUACAGAUUGUACUGUGUGGCCUGUACACUCCUACUGCCAUGGUGCCAGACAGUGAUAGUGAAGUGUCAGUGGUGGAAGAUGGUACUAAACGUCUGGCACCCAACAGCAUUCAACCAGAAGCCACCAGCUGAGUCAGCCUGAUACAUCCUGCAGAGCACUGAAGAGGUCACUAAUGCUGCUGUUGCUCUUAAACAGUUUGGGAAAUAAGACGAUCAGCAAGUCAAGACCUUUUUUUUGGGAGGGGAAGGUCACCUAAUUUUUACCAUAAUUAUCUCGGGAUUUUUUUUUUGCCAGCCGCAUUACCCGCUCUGGCCUUUAGAUGGCAUCAAUACAAUAUUCACUUUUAUCUUUAUUUAACUUAAAGUGCUUGCUAACAGAAACAGACUGUCAUUUGAAGAGUUUUUUAAAACUCUGCAUGAUUGGACUGAUAAAUACUUAUUUAGGAGUGGCCAAAAAUUUCUUGA
Molecule: messenger RNA, 1572 nt
Organism: Astyanax mexicanus (Mexican tetra)
Lineage: Eukaryota; Metazoa; Chordata; Actinopteri; Characiformes; Acestrorhamphidae
Product: vertebrate ancient opsin-like
Exons: 4
Coding region: 151-1239 (362 amino acids)
Biological process (GO): G protein-coupled receptor signaling pathway; visual perception
Cellular component (GO): membrane; photoreceptor outer segment
Molecular function (GO): G protein-coupled receptor activity
Source: RefSeq, a predicted model, not a curated record